Molecule: messenger RNA, 4776 nt
Organism: Culex quinquefasciatus (southern house mosquito)
Lineage: Eukaryota; Metazoa; Arthropoda; Insecta; Diptera; Culicidae
Exons: 2
Coding region: 1-4776 (1591 amino acids)
Molecular function (GO): nucleic acid binding
Source: RefSeq, a predicted model, not a curated record
AUGUCGAAGCAACUGAAGCAGCAUUUGAUUCGUCGGAACAACAUUUUGGGUUCCCUAAAGUUGAUUCACCAUUACGACGAUAAUUUUGUGUUCGAUAGGGAUUUCCCCCAACUCAAAUUUCGCCUCGAGAAACUGGAUCAUCUUUGGGAUGAAUUCAACGAGGUGCAAGCUGAAAUUGAGUUUAGCCAACCCUUGACCGACGAGCCUGACGCUGUUAGGACUCAAUUUGAAAACGACUACUUUGAGCUGAAGGGAGCUCUCUCGUCGAAAUUGGAAAUCGCCACACAGAACACUCACGCGCCUCCCUCCCCCAUUGCUCCACCUGCAUUUCAUUCCUCCGUCCGGCUCCCCGAAUUGAAAAUCCCUGAUUUCCACGGGGAUUAUGAUGAGUGGUUGAACUUUCACGAUCUGUUCAACUCACUUAUUCAUUCGAACCACCAUUUGUCGUCGGUGCAGAAGUUUCAAUAUUUGAAAUCUGUGCUGAAAGGGGAUGCUGCGCGGCGCAUUCAGAAUUUGGAUGUGAACACGGCAAACUACACGAUCGCGUGGAACAUUGUGAAGAAAAAGUACGAUGAUAAGAAUCUGCUCCUGAAACAGCACUACAUGGCGCUGUUAUCUAUUCCUUCUGUUCACAAAGAAUCGUCGACAGCGCUCUCGGAACUCGCUGACGAAUUUGAGAAGCGCGUUGGCGUGCUUAACAAGCUUGAAGAGUCCAAAGAUCACUGGAACUCGUUCCUCGGCACCCUUCUCAGCAUCAAGCUUGAUCCUGGAACCCAGACGGCGUGGGAGCACAGCUUGGAGGACGACCAGAAAUCUACUUACCCUGAUCUGAUUGCAUACAUCCUCAAGCGCUCUCGCACGUUACAAUCUCUAAAGCUCUCCCAAACUUCGCAACACGGCACAAAACCCGAACCCAAGGUCGAACACAAAUCCACUCGCUCGAAGACCUCAGCGUACCACUCUACCAACACUAGUGAUACGCUAUCCCAGUGCAAGCUGUGCAAGCAAGAGCACAUGCUGCACCAGUGCGAUGAAUUUAAGAAGCUUUCGCCACAAAACCGCUUCGACGUUGCCAAAAAGCACGGUCUCUGCUUGAACUGCUUAAAGGCAAACCAUAUGAUGAAAGCAUGCACUGCGGGUUCGUGCCGAACGUGUAACAAACGCCACCACACACUGUUACACCUGAACACAGCUGCCGCCGACAAACCAACGGCCUCAGCUGUACAAGUUGCCCACUGUCAACAAUCCUCACGAUUGGCUUCGGUCGUCGAGUCUCCGUCGUCGGUUACGUACACUGCCGAGCAGUGUCACGUGGUCCCUCGGGAAAUGGGAUCGGCCCCGUCGCCGUCGGUUGGGCAAUGUCUUUCGCGUUCGUUCGUUCCGUCGUCGGUCUCGCACGCAGUACCGUCAGGGUCUCACAACUCGCAAGUGACUCACAGCCAAGCAGUCACUCAAACCCACUCGUUCGUCUCGAAGGCUGGUCAAGCUGUCGUCUUUAUGCUGACCGCCUACGUUAGAGUGAUGUGUGCAGAUGGCACACACAUCCAUGCUCGAGCCCUGUUGGAUUGCGCCUCCGAAGCUAAUUUCGUAACCGAAUCUCUCGCGCAGGCUCUGCGGUCGAAACGCAAACCCGCAAACGUCGAUGUGUACGGUAUCAGUCAAACUGUCAAGAAAGUGAAGCACCAAACCACUAUCACUGUUUCGUCUCGUGUGGGCCCGUACACUACAAGCAUGGACUUUCUGAUUCUGCCCUCCCUAACCAGAAUCCUUCCCACUACCAACGUGGAUGUUUCGAAGUGGGUCAUUCCUCGCCACCUCCCACUUGCCGAUCCAAAAUUCAACAUCGCUCAUGACGUCGACAUGAUCAUUGGCGUCAAGCACUUUUUCGCCAUCCUGCAGGGUGAACAACUUUCGAUUGGAUCUGGCCUACCAACACUACGCAACACUGUCUUUGGAUACGUCGUCGCUGGCGACACGGAUGCACCUGCACAACAAUCCGUAACUUGCAACGUUACUGCUGUCGAACGGCUGGAAGCUGCAGUUCGCAAGUUCUGGGAGGUGGAGAGCUUUGAGACAGGGAAGGCCCUGUCCCUCGAGGAACGGUAUUGCGAGAAUCAUUUUGUGAAGACCCACACUAGAGCCCCUGACGGUCGGUACGUGGUUCGUCUGCCAAUUCGUGAGGAGUUGCGAUCUAGUUUGGGAGAGUCGAUUGCGGUCGCUCAACGCAGAUUCUUUAGUACUGAGAGGAAGUGCACGUCGAACCCGGAGCUGAACAAGGAGUACUCAAAGUUCAUGGCGGAGUACGAACAGCUCGGGCAUAUGGAAGAGGUCACCCCAGAUCUCAGCAAGCCUCACUUCUACACGGAGAAAAAAGCAUCGUCAAACAACAUCUCGCUCAACGAUCUAUGCUACAUUGGACCUACGGUGCAACCACCACUCUUGGACACCAUUCUGCGAUUUCGUCUGCCAAAGUACGUCGUCACUGCCGACGCGGAGAAAAUGUACAGGCAGGUACUCGUCCAUCCGGACGAUCGGCCGUUGCAGCAGAUUCUAUGGCGAUCUACCCCGAACGAGGACCUGAAGACGUAUCAGUUGAACACUGUUACCUACGGUACCGCCCCCGCGCCGUACCUCGCCACCCGCGUCCUGAACCAGCUGGCCGACGACGAGGCAGAAAACUACCCCCUCGCUGCACCUCAAGUCAAGCGAUCGUUUUACGUGGACGACUACCUAUCGGGUGACAACGACGAGAACCGCUUGAUGGAAACUAAUCGUCAACUCAUCGGACUUCUUGGAUCUGGCGGUUUCACCAUGCGCAAGUGGUGCAGCAACAGCUCUCGCGUUCUGUCUCACAUUCCCGAGGAACUCCGAGAUCCCCGAACCGAGUUGGAGCUCAGCGAAUCCGGAUCGAUCAAGACGCUCGGCCUUCUGUGGCAGCCGGUGCCUGACCACCUCAGCUGCAAGGUUCCCGAAUACAACUCGACGGAGCCAAUCACGAAGGCACUCAUUCUCUCGGAAUUGUCGCAGUUGUUCGACCCAACUGGUAUGGCAGGACCAGUCAUUGUUCGAGCAAAAAUGUUUCUCCAAUCGCUGUGGGAAAAGAACUUCGGGUGGACCCAAGAGCUGCCAGAGGAGUAUCAAGAAUGGUGGAAGCAGUACAGAAUCGAAAUUCGCGUCCUCAGCAUGCUCAAAAUCCCUCGCCGAGUUCUAAUCGAUCACUCAGUGGUCAUCGAGCUACAUUGUUUCUCGGACGCGUCCGACAAGGCGUACGGCGCGUGUGUCUACGUGAAGUCAACCAACUCGUACGGCAGGUCGAAGGUCAACCUGCUCAUUUCGAAAUCUCGCGUCUGCCCUAGGCGCAGAUUAACGAUCCCCCGUCUCGAGCUGUGCGCAGCUCUGCUGGGGGCCCAACUGACCGCAGCUGUCCUGGAAGCCACCAACCUGAGCUGUCCAGUGGUCUAUUGGUCCGAUUCUGCGAUCGUCUUGCAUUGGAUUGCGUCGUGCUCAUCAACCUGGAAGGUGUUCGUCUCGAACCGGAUCGCAGAAAUCCAACGCCUCACGCAGGGCAUGCCCUGGCGUCACAUCCCAACCCACCUGAAUCCAGCAGAUCUGAUUUCUCAGGGACUUCUUCCUUCAGAGCUGGUCGGAUGUGUAUUGUGGGAGCACGGACCAGAGGCCAUCGAGCUGCCCUCUUCGCAUUGGCCCCAAAACUGCAUUGAACUCUCACCAUUACACAUGCAGGCUCGUGACGACGAAGUACGACAAACUGUGUCGGUGCUCACAACAAGCUCUCUCGAAGAUCGCAUCCAAAUCCAAGAUCAUUCCGCACUCUUGCCCCUGCUCCGCUCAGUCUCUUGGAUUCGGAGAUUCACGGACAACUGUCGCAGCCGUCCCGAACAACGACGAAAUGGUUUUCUAAAGUUUCGAGAAAUUGACGACACACUCAAGCUGCUCAUUACACUGACGCAGCGCACCCACUUCGCUCAGGAGAUCAAGCAUCUUCUCAAAAACCCUGGCCCAGUCCGUAAAGACUUCGAUUUCAAAUCCCAAAUCAAGACCUUGAAUCCCUUCAUCGACCCGGAGGGUCUGCUCAGAGUGCACGGCCGGUUGGAAAACAGCAGCUUACCGUUCGACACCAAGUACCCCAUAAUUUUGCCCGCCAAAGCACAUCUGACACAUCUGAUCGCCAAAAAUACCCACUGGGAUACUCUACACUCGGGUCCACAACUGCUGCUAUCGACGCUACGUCAGCGCUACUGGCCGGUCAGGGGGCGAGAUGUUGCGAGGAGAGUCGUCAACGAGUGUCUGGACUGCUUCCACUGCAAGCCAAGAAGCAUUGACCAGAUGAUGGGGCCUUUGCCAGCAGCUCGUCUCGUUCCGUCGCGCGCGUUUGCGAGCAGUGGUGUCGACUACUGCGGGCCGUUCGCCGUAAGGCCACCGAAUCGUCGCGGCGCGUCCGUCAAAGUAUUCGUCGCGAUCGUCGUCUGUAUGUGGUCGAAAGCGGUACACAUCGACAUGGUGUACGACCUCACGUCCGCGUCGUUCAUAAACGUCCUAAAGCGCCUCGUUGGACGUCGCGGCCGCGUGACCGACCUCUACUGCGAUAACGCCCGAACGUUCGUCGGGGCUAAUCGCCACCUGGAGGAACUGCGCCGAGCAUUCGAUGCGAUGCACUCGUCGGAUGCAGUCGCCGCUCACUGCGCAGAGAAGGAUCACCUUCCACUUCAACCCUGCCCGAUCGCCGCACCACGGAGGGCUGUGGGAGGCCGCUGUUAA